CGCGUUUGCGGAAAUGUUCGUAAGCAAAUAUCACAGAUGUCGGCGCGACUGGUGGCAGCACAUCUUAUAGAUCAACAAUCAGUUUGUCUCCCGUGACACACUCUCUAGUGGUGCUCUGGUUGUUUCACUAGGAAAUAUCGAUCCUUACUUCCGUGCUGGAAAAACUGGUUUUAGGUGAAGGUGUCGUCGAUGACAAACCGGGACGAAAGAUGAGGAAGAGUUUUGAUAAUGGCUUUAUUGGUGAAGUUAUUGUACGGCUGCUGCUUUUAGCUGUUUUUCUCGUGACUGAGGAGCUUCCUCCCUUCAGCCGUGAGAUCCAGCCUGAGGAACUCUGGCUCUAUAAGUUCCAUCCCGUCAAAAAGGACCAUGUUCCUACCCGCCUCAUGUUUUCUAUCGCCCUCUUCACUCCAUUGCUGGUUAUUUUCUUUUUUACCUUACUGAAAAAAGGUGGAAAUGGAGAUGUGAAAGAGGCAUCUUUGGCUGUUACUUUGACCCUGGUGUUAAAUGGAAUUUUCACGAAUGCAAUCAAGCUAGCUGUGGGCAGGCCACGACGAUUUUUCUACCGUUGUUUCCCGGAUGGCCAGAUGAACCCAGAGCUUCACUGUAGUGGUGACCCAGAUGUAGUAAUGGAAGGCAGGAAGAGCUUUCCAAGUGGACACUCUUCCUUUGCGUUUGCUGGUCUGGGCUUCACUGCCCUUUACUUGGCUGGGAAGCUACAUUGUUUCAGCCCCGUAGGCCGUGGUAAAGCCUGGAGGUUGUGUGCCUUCCUCACCCCCCUCCUAUUCGCCGUCAUGAUUGCCCUCUCCAGAACAUGUGACUACAAACAUCACUGGCAAGAUGUGCUGGUGGGAUCCCUUCUCGGUUUGGUCUUUGCGUACUUAUGUUACCGACAACAUUACCCAGCUCUCAAUGACACAGACUGCCACAGACCCCUCCGAAUGAGAGAAGCGACGGUUCCUGCGCAGGAGCGCAAGCAGGCUAACCCAGGCUACCUCUUACCUUUGUAGGAACCUAACCAGACCAACAACCACAUACUGUGUGAAAGUUUACCAAGCCAUUUGCUGCGAUAAUGUCAGUUUUUUUUGUAUGUGUGACCCUGUCAAUCAACGAGCACUUCUCGUUUUUUGCCUUCCUAUACUAUUUUAGACAUUCACAGUGAAUGUUUUGUGUAUUGUAGAGCUGUCUUUUUGACAUUUGUAUCUAUCAAGCUUUUUGAAGUUUAUAUGUGAACUAUCCUGGCGACGAAAUAUGUGAAAACAGCCUCUAGGUCAAUUUUAAACUUUCCAGGCAUAUUUAUCUAUACACGAAAUCCCCUGAUAUCUUUGUCAAUAAAGUUUGUGAUGAUUUAAGGUA
Labeo rohita (rohu) is the source of this 1353-nucleotide messenger RNA. It is a transcript of the gene plpp5, whose product is annotated as phospholipid phosphatase 5. Gene Ontology annotation, biological process: phospholipid metabolic process. Gene Ontology annotation, molecular function: phosphatidate phosphatase activity. The record is from RefSeq and is a predicted model, not a curated record. NCBI's taxonomy places the organism in Eukaryota, Metazoa, Chordata, Actinopteri, Cypriniformes, Cyprinidae.